CGUAUAACCAUUGGCUUUGAAUAUAAAAAUAAUCAAAGCCAUUGGCUAAGUAUAGCUACAUAAUAUGAAUCUUUGCAUUUCCAUAUGAAUGGCGUGGUGCGACGACUUGACUAGAGCAUUUUUAUCAAAAUAAUAUAGUUGUCCUAUCAACAUAAAUAUCUUUUAUACUGUUUACAUACAUCAAAUAAACAUAUAUCUUCUUCAACGCCAGGAAACAAUAGUCAUGAAGAGGAUGAUCAUGUAUUGUCUGAUAUUACUUUCUACCCUCGUUUGGCUAUCACGAGGUCACUCAAGCAACCCAAUAGUAACUACGCCAUCUGGUGCCGUCAAAGGUUCGAUAAUGACCUCGGCGCAAGAGAAAACAAUAUUUGCCUUUAGAGGAAUUCGCUACGCUGAACCACCUAUAGGCGAGUGGCGUUUUAAGCCUCCGCGGCCUGUUAUUCCGUGGAAUCUUACGUAUGAUGCAACUAAAGAUGGAUAUGCCUGCCCUCAGCCAAGCAGUUGGCCAACAUAUGAAGAUUGCCUAUUCUUAAAUGUUUACACCACAAAGCUUCCAAGACAUGGCAGAAAUCCAAAGCGUCCUGUACUCGUUUAUUUUCACGCAGGCGGAUUUUAUAGUGUGGACGGAACAAGCAAAUUCGCAGGUCCUGAAUAUCUUUUAGAUCAAGAGCUAGUACUUGUUACGCUAAACUACAGGCUUGCAUCCUUAGGAUUUUUGAGUACCGGCGAUUCAUUGGCUCCAGGUAACAAUGGAUUAAAAGAUCAAGUCGCAGCCAUGAGAUGGAUUCAAGUAAACAUAGAAUCUUUCGGAGGUGAUCCCAACUCUGUGACAAUAAGCGGUUAUAGCGCAGGUGGAAUGAGUGUAACUUUACAUAUGGUUUCCCCUAUGUCAAAAGGGCUAUUCCAUAAAGCUAUAGCGAUGAGUGGGUCGGCACUGGCACAAUGGGCAAUACCGGACCAUCAAUUCCAUUUAGCCCAGAGACAAGCUCGGCUAGUAGGGUGUCCUGACGACACUUCCUUAAAAAUUAUUAAUUGCCUAAAGACAAAGACAGCAAAAGAGUUAGGAGAUUCUCUACCGGGAUUUUCAGAGUAUAGGUCAGACCCCAUCAUUAAAUGGAAACCUGUAAUCGAAAAAGAUUUCGGCCAAGAACGAUUUCUAGUAGAAGAUCCCGUUACUGCUGUACGUACAUAG
Photinus pyralis (common eastern firefly) is the source of this 1192-nucleotide messenger RNA. Its product is annotated as esterase FE4-like. The transcript has 8 exons. NCBI's taxonomy places the organism in Eukaryota, Metazoa, Arthropoda, Insecta, Coleoptera, Lampyridae. The record is from RefSeq and is a predicted model, not a curated record. The coding region runs from base 224 to 1192 and encodes 322 amino acids.